AUCCAAAACCCCACCUACUACUACUACUCCCUUCCCUCUCGCCGCCGCAAUCUGCCCCCGACGCUUCGCCGCAGCAAGAGGCCACGGUCCCUCCCUCCAGCGGGCGCUCCGGAGGGAUAGCUAGCAGAAUGUCGGCGGCGAUGCUCGGGACGCGGCUGGACCUGGCGCCCUCCUUCCCCCUCUCCCCGUCGCCCUCGCCGCCGUCGGGACUCCGCGUCCGCGCCUCGACCUCACCGGCAGCAGCGGCGGGGACCCGCGCCCUCGGGCCGAGGGCGGUGCAGGCGGCGGCGGCGGCUGCGGCGACAGCGGUCGCCGCUAAACCGGCGGCGGCUACCCCGCUGUCGUCCGACCGCACCGUCGUCCGUCUCGGGCUCCCCAGCAAGGGCCGCAUGGCCGAGCAAACCCUAAGCCUCCUCAAGAGCUGCCAGUUGUCGGUGAGGCAGCUCAACCCGCGGCAGUACACUGCGGACAUUCCGCAGGUCCCAAACUUGGAGGUUUGGUUUCAGAGGCCCACAGAUAUUGUUCGUAAACUGUGUUCAGGGGAUCUUGAUCUUGGUAUUGUGGGUUAUGACAUAAUCAGUGAAUAUGGACAGGGCAAUGAGGAUUUAGUUAUUGUUCAUGAUGCUCUCGAGUUCGGACAUUGUCGCCUGUCCCUUGCGGUACCGAAGGAAGGUAUUUUUGAAAACAUAAAUACUCUAGAGGAGUUGGUAAACAUGCCUGAAUGGACAGAAGAAAGACCAAUACGGGUUGUUACAGGAUUUGGAUAUGUAGGUGCUAAAUUUUUGAAAGAAAAAGGUUUCAAGCAUGUUUCAUUUUUAGCUGGUGAUGGAGCUCUGGAGUCAUACCCUGCUAUGGGUAUGGCUGAUGUCAUUGUGGAUCUUGUGAGUAGUGGAACAACUUUGCGCGAGAAUAAUUUGAAGGAAAUUGAAGGCGGAGUAAUUUUGGAAAGUCAGGCCACGCUUGUAGCAAGUAGAAAAUCUUUGAACAGACGUGAAGGCAUGUUGGAGAUUUCACAUGAGAUGCUUGAAAGAUUAGAGGCUCACCUCACAGCGUCUGGCAAGAUAAUGGUAACAGCAAAUAUGAGGGGCAAUAGCGCAGAAGAAGUGGCAGAGAGAGUUCUCAGCCAAACAUCAUUAUGUGGAUUACAGGGUCCAACUAUAAGUCCAGUUUAUUGCAGACUUGAUGGGAAGGUUGCUGUGGAUUACUAUGCUAUUAAUGUAGUCGUACCCCAAAAGUCGUUAUACAAGUCUAUUCAACAACUAAGAUCUAUUGGUGGCAGCGGAGUCUUGGUUUCAAAACUGACCUACAUAUUUGAUGAGGAGACUCCUAGGUGGCGAACACUUCUUUCGGAGUUGGGGAUGUGACUUGGUGCAAGGUCGGCCAUGCUCUCUUUUGCAGUGCACUGGUUUAGCAUAUGCUGAAGUGUCUACAUCAUAUGCAGAAAGUGAGCUCCCAUUUUGGUCUGUACCGUCGGAUGCUGUGCUCAGCUAAUUUGUUCCCUAGACAGGCACUGGCUGGAGGAUCAUUUUUGUGUAAGUGUUUGUUGAUAGAGUUGGGGAACUAACUGGGUUUCUGGGUAUGUAUUAUGUAUGCCUGAUUUUUCCUUUUGUUGCUACGGUUCUGAAUAAAUGGCUGCCUGAAAUAAAAGGCCUCCGUGGUUGGUUUCGGUA
Molecule: messenger RNA, 1670 nt
Organism: Brachypodium distachyon (stiff brome)
Lineage: Eukaryota; Viridiplantae; Streptophyta; Magnoliopsida; Poales; Poaceae
Product: ATP phosphoribosyltransferase, chloroplastic
Exons: 11
Coding region: 129-1364 (411 amino acids)
Biological process (GO): L-histidine biosynthetic process
Cellular component (GO): cytoplasm
Molecular function (GO): ATP phosphoribosyltransferase activity; magnesium ion binding
Source: RefSeq, a predicted model, not a curated record